Molecule: messenger RNA, 1741 nt
Organism: Annulohypoxylon truncatum
Lineage: Eukaryota; Fungi; Ascomycota; Sordariomycetes; Xylariales; Hypoxylaceae
Exons: 5
Coding region: 130-1419 (429 amino acids)
Source: RefSeq, a predicted model, not a curated record
GUCCCUACGUACAUACCUAGGAGUGGGACCGAUGAAAACUGAAGAAAGAGGCUUAACGUUAAUCGGUAUAAUAAUCGAAGACCUGGGAACAAUUCAUUCUACAUCGAAACUUCAAAGCUUUGGCACGUCAUGGCCACGCUGGGUUUAACUGUUCCAUCGAAGAAGACACUAGUGCUCUCAAUCGCGCCUGUUCUACUGUCAGCUUAUCUCAUAUAUAGAUUUUCACCCCCCGGCUUCGUCGGUUCGCCUCCCCCAGAGCACGAACAUUCCGACUCUCAGCCUUCCCCUAUCGGAAAGCAGGCUAGUCCUGCAAAAGAGUCGAGGCGUGGUAAACUGACCGAUGAAGACGAGGACGAUGACACAAAAAGUUACUAUGACGACCUCGUGAGCGUACUCUCCGACCCGGAGGAUAAUCAAUCGCUAUAUGACCACUUGGAACACCGACGUACCUAUGGGUAUUAUUGCAUGUUCCGCCCAUUCUUUGACAUUGAGAAUGAGAACGCGGACAAGGAUGAGGAGGAACAAGUUGAUGAAGAAGAACUGAUCAAGCAGUACAAUGAGUACAUACGUGCUGAUGACAACAUUGAAAUGAAGCCCGCCUCCGAGCAUCCUGAGCAUCGGUGGAUUGCCAUGUGGGAGACAUGGAAAUUGUUUUCCGCAUGGGAAAAACGGGCUUCAUAUACCAAUCCCGAGUUUUUCAAAAUGAGUGUUCACAAGCACUUCCACGGCUUGGGCAUGCAAGAGCAGAUUGAGAACAUGCUCCUUGCUUUCAAUAAAGAAUUUGAAAAGAAACGCAGCAAAAGGGGCAUUAGAGAGCUGUGGGCCAUCGUGGCUGCUAUAAUGCAAUUCCUUACAGAAAUACCCCUUGAUGCAUGGAUCAAGGUGAAUGACAAGAAGAGGUUGGAGGCCACCAUAAGCCUUAUUGGCCGCGCCUUACUCACCUCACUCAACGAGCUUGAUCGGGCGAAAUUGCUGAAGGCUGACUCCGAUAUCAAGGACCUGGGCCUGGUCAUAACAUUCUAUCUUUAUUGGGCCGACGAGCACCCAAGGUUGCACGAGCAAGGAAUUGACCUACCUUUCCGAAAGGAAGCCAUCGCUUAUGCGAAGAAAGCUGGCAUCGACCUCAAGGAGGCAGGAUGUUACGGCACGGACGAGAAAGUGAAGGCCUUGGAAAAGGAGCGCGGGAAGCCCAUCAAGCCGCUUUCCGGUAGCCCUAAGUCCGAUAGAUGGGAAUGGAAAAAGAAGUUCAAGAAGUUCGGCAAGGAUUACAAGAUCGGCGGCGAAAAAUACAACAUAUUGAAAAUGUCGCGGAAGGAGCGCGCCAGUCAUUCGUACGACAAGAAGGAUCCCCUUGCCGACAUCCCCGACAAGGCAAUCGAGGACGGCACGCUUAGGGUGAGACCCGUGAGAUCUCGAUGAGGGGUUGUGUCCAAUGGACUCUCCAUUAGCACGAGGAGCUUUUUGGAGUAGUGGGAAAGGCCUUGUGUGUUUUUAGGUAGCUUGCUCCUAUCAAGCAGUAGAGCUGCUUGUGGCCGUAGAUCCGGGUUCUACAUACCGUCUCACCUCAACACUGCCUCGGUAGAACUGUAGGGGAUUUCAGUCGACGAAUCAUGGAUUGCCCCUUAUGGAAUUUGCCAGGGGCUAUGUAAAGUACCAUAUGCCAUUCAACCCCUGUGUUUGCGAGAUCUAUAUUGUAUAUAGGAACAAUGAAAAGAACACGGCUCGCUUGUUCCAUCCGACG